This is a messenger RNA of Salvelinus namaycush (lake trout), 6932 nucleotides long. Its product is annotated as zinc finger protein 2 homolog. The record is from RefSeq and is a predicted model, not a curated record. NCBI's taxonomy places the organism in Eukaryota, Metazoa, Chordata, Actinopteri, Salmoniformes, Salmonidae. Bases 278 to 2317 code for a protein of 679 amino acids. The transcript has 2 exons.
AUAGCCGAUGAUCUCCGCCCCUUUCUCCUCCCCUGAUUCUUUUAAUUACUAUGUAGAAAAAAUGGGGCUAACUAGCGGGGAACCGGAUGGAUACAACACGAUUCACAAUGUAACAUAAGUGGAGCGAUAUAAAGAAUGGGCAGAGAAAGUCUAACCUAAUCAGACUUUAGAAAUGUGUUGUUGACCAGACAAAGGAAGAGUUCUACAAAACAAGGUGCUCAUGAAGAAUGGAACUAACCAUGUUUAACAUUUAACUUUGAUCAUUGAACACACCCUAAUGGAUUACGUAAGCUCCGCUGAACCAGAUGUUGAUGCCUUCAUCUGCACAGAAUGUGGGGAUGGCUUCAGGCGCUACCUUGACUUGGUUAAACACAUUACUGUUCAUGAACGACUCAGAACUCAUGAACGAACAGAUUCAUUUUCCCUUGACAGUUUACCCAAUGGGUUUCAAGUUCCCCGUGAGUAUGCUCUCCAUGAAAAUGGAACUUUCAUAGUGGUUGACAGAUCUGGACCAUCAAACAACCCUUCUUCUGUCAAACAGCCAUCUUCAACUCCUUCACCUUAUCAGAAUUCAAAGACCAUUGUACUUACAACUAAGCCAGCAAAAACUGAUCUACGUGUUAACACAGUAUCUCACUCCCAGUGCUGCAGUGUCUCUCCUCUAAAACAGUACCGAUGCGAAACAUGUGGAAAAUCGUUUAACAACCAGCUGAGUUUACAACACCAUCAACAGUAUCGGAAUUUAGAGCAAGGUUAUAAGUGCACCUUGUGUUGCAAGAUCUUCACAGAUAAAGAGUGGCUAAGGGAACAUCUCCAAGAACAUGCCCAUGAAAUAUUUUACUGCUGUGGUCAGUGUGGAAGACGCUUUCUGAAACAAGAGACCCUGUAUGUUCAUCAAAAAGAGCGGCAUGGAUCGCUGGGGCUCAAACAAAUGGGGAAGUCAGACAAUGGUGAAGAGAACAUAAUACAGAAAACAUAUCACUGUAAGAAGUGUAAUCUGUGUUUUUUCUGGCUCUCCGACUUGCAGAGCCACUUACUCAGUCAUUCCAAAGACAAACCAUUAUCUGUGAACUCUUCAUCUAAAAUCGAGCAACAGUCUCAGAAAGAUGAGCUAUCACAUACCAUAGAGUACAGCGACAGCACCCCUACCGAUGUGACCAAAUGGUACAGCAGCGGCACCCCUACUACCGAUGUGACCAAACAGUACAGCAGUGACGUAACUGUUGAUGUGAAGACCCACAAUGGCAAAUCUGAUUCCAAAACACCAUCCUCUUUCAGACCAUACCGCUGUGGUUUGUGUGGAGAUCGCUUCCAGCAGUUAACAGACUUGAAGGAGCAUCAUCUUACCCAUCAAACACAGGAAGAAAUUGACAAGUUAAAUAAGGAUUCAGAGUCACAAAGAGUUGUAAAAAAGUGGCAAAGGUAUACUCGCAUUGAGUGCAUCGUAACAAAAGCACCUGCAAGGAAGGGAGGAAGGCCCCCACUUUAUAAAAAAGGCUCUGGGACAAAAUUACAUCCAUGCAAGCACUGCCACCGUGUAUUCAGUCACUCUAGUAGUCUGUCUCGGCACAAUAGAUCCCACAAGGGGACUCUUCACACUUGUGUUCUCUGUGGGAAACAUUUUCCACAACGCUGUGAUGUCCGGAGGCAUAUAGCCAUGUAUCACAAACCUGAAUUAGAGAAGAAGCCAAGUCUUAAGUACUUGGCAUUGCAUUCUAAACCAGAUGGUGGUUCCCAAUUGAAUUCUGAUGUGUUGGAACAGAAUGCGUCAUCUGAAAUAAAACUCAAGAAGUCUUUAGACAGUGUUGUUGCAGAAUUGGACAGUGACAAUGGUGAAGAUCAGCAAACCACAUCUACUGGAGAAGUGUCCGCUGCUCCUAAGGUACGGAGGAACUACAAGUGUGACGAAUGUGGGAAAAAGUUUGGGCUGCUGUGUGUGUACCAACGGCAUUUGCGGUACCACAAAAGGGAACCAGGUAGUGAAAUGGUUAAGUGCCCUCACUGUCCAAGUCGCUUCCGGAGUUCUUCUGCUCUAGGGCGCCAUCUUGAGAUUCACCCAAGUCAGUCAAGGGGGGAAACGGACAUGGAAGGACAGGCAUCUCCCACUGCUGACUCCAAUCCAGACCUGGACUCUGACCAAGACAAUGUAAAGGAUUUAGUGGGUCAUGGGGACAUUGAUGAUGUCAAGGGUGGGAAUGGUGAAAAAAUUGGUCCAGCAGAGGUGCUGUACGAAUGCACUGAGUGUACAGAGACUUUUUCCUCCUUGCAGAAGUUUCUGAAGCACCAGAGUUCUCAUGGGUCCGAUAACCUUGGAUAAUGGAAACGAUGCAUGGUAUUUAUAUUCGAAGGUCCGAACCCUAACUUGAGAUCGAUGCACAUACCACAUAUUGUUGCACUGUUAUGCAGACCUCAAUUCAUGAUUUGCGAAAGUCCGAGUUACGUGCACGUCUCAAGUUAGGAUUCUUUCCUUGAUGAUGGAGCAGUUUAACAAGUGUUUAAAAAAAUUAAUAAUAAUGUAACAAUGAACUGAGGAACUACAACCAGUAUGGUUCUUGGGGUGGGUAGGUCAUUAAUUCUGAACCAGAGUAGGAUGACAUUGAUGUAGCACUGCAUAGAUCGAGAUGGUGACUGAAGAACUGGGAAUUACUGAGAUUUUUUUAUGUAAUUUCUACAAUCAUGUGAAUUUGAGAAGUUUUGUAUCAAUGUUUCAGAUUGUUAUGGUUACUUCAGUUAAACCCUUAUAAUUACCCCUGGAAAUACCAUGGUGUGGGAAUAAUGCCUUAAUAUGCUCUGAGAGCAUUAUUGAAGCUAGUAGUCGAGCACAAUUUGCUAAAGACCAAGUGGCAAUAACGUUUUUGCAGAUAGAUUUGGACCCAUGCAAACCGUUAAGAUGGUCUGCGGUAACAAUGACUGUCCAUUUUGUAGAGUAAUUAGAAACGUUUUUUUACAUGUGCAUUUCCAUUGGGAUUUCACUUUAAAACUAUUUAAGAGAUUAUUUAUUUGCAAUUGCCAAGCCUUUACAACCAUGGUGUCUUUCUCAAGAUCAGAAAACCUGUCAAGGUGAGAUGUUCCCAAACUACCAGACCAGGAAUAUUGGUAUCAUUUUGAAAGGCUUUCUCAUGUAUCAUCUUUUCACUAUAUUGUGGUCAUGUCUCUCAAUUCACAAAAUGGUUCUGUUAUCUAGAUCCGUGGUUCCCAAUGAGGGGUACUAGGACCUCUGGGAGUACUUAGCCUAUCCACAGGGGGUACUUGAGAAGACUCAUGAGACCAUAGGCCUACUGUAAAAUGCACAUGAGGGGGCACUUCAGGGGUUGUCUCGGCAGAGCAAAAUUCAGUUGGUGGUACAGUAACCGAAAAAGAUUGGUAACCACUGCUCUAGAUGACUUCUGCUGCCAGUCCUCUGGGUGGCCACGGAUCUGUUAACACAUGAUCAUGUUUUUCCUUAGGACACGACAAAGUCCAGUGAUUCCAAUGCAAGCCACACGUAGCAUUGUGAUGUAAAUUAGCCUUUUCAAAUCGUACUGUUGCUUUCUUUAUUGCCUACCAAACGUAAACAAAUGCAUUGGCCCUGAUUUUUUAAAUGUUACUUUUGUGCCAUUAAAGUUGAAAAAUGUAUUUUUUCCUAAAAAUCAAAGAUUGACCUUUUUUAAAUGACCCAUCAGUCAUGGUGUUCAACUAAUGAUGAAUGCGAUCAUGUGAUAAGGUGGAAAUGUCAUCUUUGCGACUUUCCAACUCGUGGUAGGCUAAAUAUGUUUAUGUUAGUGCUUUGUUGCCUACACACUGGAAUGUUCAUCCUACACAAGUUAUUAUAGAAGUACCAUGUCUAGGAUCCAUAGGAUGAUGGUUUAUAUCAAUUAUAAGAUAGGAUGUAGUUUUUCAACUAUAAAGAAACAUCAUGGCGGGUUCAGACUUCUAAAUGGAUCUGUGUUGAACACAAGCUAUUCAGUAGAUCAGACUUGUUCAGAAUCAUGUAGCCAGAAGAACAGAGGUGUCUGGGGGGAAAAGGAAAAUUGCCUCUUUAUGAGUGUGAUCUUGUUCCAGAAACUUCUGCCCAAAUGCUCAGUCUGGUGGAUCAACGAGUCAAACUUGGCCUUUGUUAGCCAAUACAGAAAGACCAGGAGAAACUCCCAGUGUAUAGGCAUUGAUUGGUUCAAUCUGCUUAAUCUACCAACCAAUCAUCUUCCACAAACACUUCCCCAUAACCUCGCAGUCGUGUGAUUUGCUCAAAUUAAAUGAUGACAAAUACUUUACUUAAGUCACUCUUCUAAGGCCAACUUUGAACCGUUCAUAUCCCAGGCUUAGAUGCACUGUGCGCAAUAGCCUGGGGACAAGGUUAUGUCAAGCGUCACUGUCCUUUGCACUGGUCACUCCUAUUGUGCCUGUCCUUCACCUGGCAGGUCUCCCUAGGGCUGCUUCCCAAUUCCUGAGCCUUCUCCCAGAAAUGGGCACUGCCGUCUAUACAAUGGAAAUUAAUGCUCACACUAAUCCAAUGCCUUGAGGGAGCAUGAGCAAGUGCACACUUUGGUGAGAAAGGUAGAGGAUCAGACAGUAUCCAAUGGCCCAAUCCAAAAUCGACCCCUAGACCCUACCGCCUAUGCACUUUUGGGGAUUUGACAGGUGUUCGCAACAUUGUGAAACUUCCACCUAGCCCAUCGGUGAGCAAGUGGAGCUAUUGCCAUAUUCCUUACAUCUGUCAAAUCCUCACAAGUGCGUAGGGGUCGAUUUGGGAUUGGGACAAUGUGCGCACGAUUUAGCUUGCUGGAUAGGUGGAGUUCACACUUUAGACCAAAUGGAACGGUUCCAAAGGUGCAUACUCAGUCAACAGGGGGUGCUCAGCUUAAGUGAGUGCAUUCAAGCUCAAUUUAUUGGUUUUGUUCCCUGUUGACUGAGUAUGCACUUUUGGAACCAUUCCAUUCUGAGCAGAGGAACACGGCCAUUGUUUCCACAGCCGCGAAGGUCCGUGCACAUGACUCAUUGACAUACCGGAUGAAAUCAAGUCCUGGAGCAUUACCCAUUGCUUCCCAAAAGCAAUGAAUGUCCUGUGCAAAGCAAGGGAAACAACAACCGCAAAACUUGCAUGAUGGAAUCUACUAGCUCACCACCAACUAGCUAGCGAUUCCACAUCGGCAACAUAAGUGUCUAUGUAAAGGACGUGUAAGUGAGUACCAAUUUCUCCUGAUUAAGCUUGCACUGAGGCUCAGACCUUUACCUUACUAGUACACUUACUAGCCCUCCUGAAGUGUCUUACCAGUUGGAAGAUUGUAAAAAAAAAAAAACUAGCUAUUUGCUGGCAGAAGUGGGGACACUUCAGGCUGAGAGUAAUGUUCACACAUGCCCAUGUGCUACGCUCACCCAUCAAACUUACUCAAUAGUGACCCCAGUGCAACUAUAGAUUUGGGUCACGGCACCACUAUAAAGGACGUCACGCUGCUUGCUUAGCGAGUACCACUUUUGGCUCACACGAGGCUCAAACCCAGGAUACCUGCCUUGCUAGCACACGUGACCGCCCUCCUGAAGUGUCUUACCAGUUGGUGCCAUGCAAAAAGCUAGCUAUUCGCUGGCGCAAGUGGGGACAGUUCAGGCUGAGGAGUAAGUUUCACACACCCCCAUGUGCUAAAUCCACAAAUUAGACUUUCACGUAAAUCAUUCAUUAACGCCAAUGGGAGACUUACAGAGACAUUUGUUUUAAGGGUACGGAUCUCAAGGCUGAGUAACCUUACUUACUUUUCUACAAUCAUUGGGUAGCUUGUAUGAAUUUUGAGACCUGUCUUUACACCGAUAAUCGGUAGUGAGUCAAGAAAGCCUUGGGUUUUCUCCAUAUGAUCAGUCAAAAGCACACUUCAUUUCAAGGAGCUAUGCUGAUCAUCAUGGAUGCACCCACUUUAACUUACUGUACCCAAAUUCAAUCAAGCUGUUUCAUCCAUAUGACAGUGACAGUAUGCUUGUAGGCCUGUCUAAUUUUUUUUACUGAUGUUACAUUUAUUUGUGUCAUUGUCCUUCAUGAUGUCCACACCCAAGGUACAUGCUGACCUCGGGGUUAGAGCAAAAAAACAAAUGUGGGUAGCAGUUCUGCAGCACGAUGGCCACCUACUGGUGACGUGAUGCACUGUGCAUUCUAUGAUUAGUGUAAAAAGUGCAUUUGUUACUUGCAUUGAACACAUCAGCUCCCCCCGUUUUACCUGCCUUGCGUUAUUUGUCCAAUAGACACAUUCAUCAUUGAACCUCUUACAGAUCCCGCCUUGUUCAUGAAUAUGUCCAAUUUGUGGCCUUGUCAAACCAGCUUCUAAGGAUAGAUUGACUCAAGAUUUGUUUCCUCUUAAAUCACCUGUAAAUGGCAUAUUGGUUUGCAGAACCAUGUAGUCCAAACUAUCUCAGGUCAUACCACUGGCUAUAGUUUAAUUGGAGUUACAUAUUGUAUUACACAAUUCCUAUUGUUUAUGCCAUAUAUUGACCCUCAAUUUGUAUCUUAGGAAGAGAGUCUAGUUUUAUUUACCAAACCCAAUAGACAUAGUUCUUAACUGGAUUGAUUUGACAGAAGAAUGCUUUACAUUAGGGGGUAGCUUAGUUGUUGGUUAAAGAGUGGUGUGUACAGAUCCUUGACAACCCAUGAUGUUCUCAACCCUUAAUGUAGACUUAUCUUAUCAAUAGCACCAUUCCAACCUAUUGAUUGGUUAAAUAUCAUGGAUUUGCAGUUGGUUUUGGACUAAACAUACCCCAAAAGACAGUGAAUAGCAGUAACUGGUCUAUGGUAAGGCACUUACAUGUGGCCCAGGCUUGCUCAUAGAAGACAUGAGUGGUUUCCCUUUCUUUUUUUGUACAAAUUCUACUAUAUGGUUGAAAUACUGUCCUUACUAGGACAUGGCAUGUCAUUUUGGUAUUUCACUUCACUGGUAUGAUGUAAAGUGGUGCCGUUGCUGAAGCCCAUAAAAAAA